UCCACAGUUCUCUCAAUAGAUAACAUAUUCCGCUCCGUUUUUCAAUACAUAGCCAUACUGCUAGAAUCCUGAUAUGAAAUACAUGUACGAAGCCCUACUGUUUUCCCUGCUCUCCUUGGGAAUCCUUGGGAUUUCAAUGGGAGAAAAUAAUCCCCGAAACGUGGUAUCUCGAGAGGAGUUUGACGAUCUGAAGAGACUAGUUCAAGUUUUAUAUGAAAAGGUUGAAGUCCAACAGAAAGAAAUAACUGCUUUAAAACGUGAUGUUAAGGAAAAGGAUGAAUUUAUUGCAAAGAUCUCAAAGGAACAACCGGCGAACAGAGAUAAAAGGAGUGUACGGGAAUCCAGCAUAGAAAAGAAGAGCAGUCAUGAAGAACGUUCAUCUGUCGAUAUUAACAACAAAUAUAGUAGAAUAGUUCCCGCCCCUACAGAAUCUGUAGUAGCCUUCUAUGCCUACAUGUCAGGAAACGAAAAUAAUCCGAGCGCCCAUCAUACACUUAUAUAUGAUCAUGAAGUGACCAAUAUUGGAAACGGGUACAGCAAACAUUCCGGAAUCUUUACUGCUCCUGUGGAUGGAGUUUAUGUGUUUACAUGGAACACAUUCACAGUAACUAAUAAUGGCGGCCAAGAGUAUAUGUCAAUUGAAAUCACUCUCAACAGCCAACCAGUUGGGGCGACGUUCGUACAAGGUGGAGGUGACUACGCAGGAGUAACGGGAAUAAUUGUACUCUCUGUCCAAAAGAAUGACGUCAUUUAUACGAGAACUCAUUCAACGUACGUCCCCCACGGAUCUAUCCGAAGCGACAACGUAAUGAGAUCUACUUUCUCUGGAUGGUGUCUGUCUUGUCAUUAAAAGAAUA
This is a messenger RNA of Saccostrea cuccullata (small rock oyster), 857 nucleotides long. RefSeq names its product complement C1q-like protein 3. The transcript has 2 exons. Gene Ontology annotation, molecular function: protein binding. The record is from RefSeq and is a predicted model, not a curated record. The coding region runs from base 74 to 850 and encodes 258 amino acids. NCBI's taxonomy places the organism in Eukaryota, Metazoa, Mollusca, Bivalvia, Ostreida, Ostreidae.